This is a messenger RNA of Penicillium macrosclerotiorum, 645 nucleotides long. RefSeq lists its product as uncharacterized. The transcript has a single exon. Lineage: Eukaryota; Fungi; Ascomycota; Eurotiomycetes; Eurotiales; Aspergillaceae. The record is from RefSeq and is a predicted model, not a curated record. The coding region runs from base 1 to 645 and encodes 214 amino acids.
AUGCAGUCCAAAGAGGGGGCGAAAACUGGAAGCUGCGUCGUGGGAAUGCUGGCAUCCCUCAGAACUCUCCAGACGCAGCAAGCUCUUUGCUCUCGAAUUGACCAGACAAUUAUCGAUGGGAUCAUAAUCGAACUGAAAUCAUCAUUCACCACACGAGAGCUCUUUGACUUGGAGACCGCCAGAGUGGGUCGACCCAGAGCAGGGCAGUCGGUGGACCGCGCCUUAUGUCGACAUGCCACGCCCUUCGGGACUCCACUUGCAAUUGCGACAACCUUGGUGGCCCACUCACAUUCCCCGAUCACAGGCGCUCGGUCGCUGGCAUUGAACGCAGGAACCAAUCAACCUCACGGCCGAUCGCGGGGAGAGGCAGACCUGCUGACACAAACCGGGACCAUUUCAAAGCAGGGCGAUUGUUCCGUUUCUCGUAUUAGGUUUGUCAGCCUCGUAGAUAUUCAGAGACCUCCAGAUGAGAGCUCAACAGUUCACCCUUCUGACUCCCUGAACCAGGGUCUUAACAACAUCGGAGAAGAUCUCCAUCCAGAGCGCUUUCCCGAGGAGAAGCAGACGGCGGUAUCGGGCCAGGUUUUCGGGUGGCUCCAGAGUUUUCCGACCGUAACCGAGCAUCUGGCCGUGCCGAGUAGGUAA